CUAGACGUGCUUCUCCCACGGCCUCUCGUCUGACUCCCGCCAUGCAGCUGCCAAAUAAUUCCUGUGUCUCCUGUGAUGAGCCGCCGCCGACGAAGGGACCCGCGGCGCUAGCAACAAUCCGUGGUUCCGCAACAGCAUGUCCUCGGCAGCAAAGUAGCGCCACAGCCCCUCGGCCACGUGGCCGCUCAACUGCUUGUGGCUCUUGGAGGUCAGGGUGGGGCAUGACUCCACCGUCCGCAUCAAUGCCCGCUUCUCCAUGUGCGCGAAUGGGCUGCUGCUGGUCUUCUUUCGCCUGGUGCGGUAGUCGAUGGACACGUCCGGCGUGCGCCGCUUGGACUCUUUUGCCUUCUUGUCCUUCUCUGAGUGAGCACUGCCGGGGGCCGUCAGCGCCUGCUGCUCAGCUAUGGCGGUGAACGGCACCCCCAGACCCUUACGGAUUUCCUCCUUGAUGUUGGCCACCUCCUGUUGAUUGACAACACAACACACAGCCCGACGAACGGAUAGAUAGAUGGAUGGAUGGCGGGGGCAGAGAGGAUGUGUACGUCCGUCCGUUGUGUACUCACUCACUCGUUUAAGCGGGGAAAAAUUCUGCGUGAUGAGUCUUCUGGUGCUGCUGUCGACGGCGUACAUGGCACUGCCUCGCACGGGAGUGGCCUUUGCCGAUGCACGCACCUCAGGCACUACAACCAACACACCCGACAGGAAACACGGGACACGUUGCAUCAUGCGGCUGCCAUGCAUUAAGCGUGGCUACUUACUUCCAGAGUCGAGCAGAGCGUCCUUUAUCUCCUGUAUGGUGAUGUAUCCUUUGAAGUUGUUGUCGAUGGCGUGAAACAGCUCGUAGACGUCGCUCUGCUUGAUGUCAAGGUCCAGCGAACUCAGCCAGGCGUCGAAAUCCUCUGGCAGCAACUUCCGCUUCAGAGCUGCAUCGACAACGCCAAAAGGAAGGUAUUAUAGGUCUCUACGACACGCAGAGGAUUCAUUCCAUGAACCCACCUUGCUGUUUGUCUGCCGUGCCUGCCCAUGCGAGCUGGAGCGUGGUGAGGACAUUUUGGACGGUGUGGAACUUCUGUGUCAGUUGCCCCGUCCAUUCCGCAACCACAGUGGAUGGCGCAAAUAUCUGCAGAGCAUUGAGAAACCUGGGACAGCAAGGGAGGAGAGACAUGGCGUAUUAUGGUCUGCAAUGAGCGGAUUAUCUGCACUGUUCGCUCACUCUUCGAUGGUUACCUCCCCAUUGCCAUCCUCGUCCAUCACUACAUCACACCCACAAGCCAGAAACGGGUGUCUCCCUCCGUUGCCCAAGCUGCGUGUGUGCCGUACGUACAUUCAAAGAGUGUCCUGGAUUGCUCGGCGUUGAUGUCCAUCUGCCUCAUGACCUGCUCGAACUCACUCGCAUCAAGAGCCAAAUUGCCGUCCUUAUUACAAAGAGACAGACACAUGGGCCACCAGUCAGGCCAUCCAUCAACGGGUGUCCAAUGUUUGUUUCUCAUCAAUGGAAGUGCUCACCCACCUGAUCCAUUGAUUGGAAUGCAUCCCUCACAUGCUUAAAGCGCUUCAGCAAGUCACGAUGGAAGUCCUCGAGAGUGACCGAUGGCGCAGCGAGCCUGAGUGUCCUGGCGAGCUCAGCCCCCUGCAGCAUCCCCUGUCCCUUGUCGUUUAUGACCGAGAAAAUCCUCCUUAGCGCCUCUGGCUCCAAAUUGAUGUCACUGAAGCGCUUCUGAAAGUCAUCGUAGGCCAAAAGCGUCAUCUGACGGCACAUAUGCAGACGGGUCGACAGACCGCCCGGGCGCUGUUCCGGAAAUGAUGGGCCACGUACCGCCUUUAUCUUGUGUGCUUUAAGGGCCUCAUCAAUUGAGCUUGCCCCGUGGACCUGAAGCAAAUUUGCACGAAACUCCUCCAAUAACGUCAGUGCUGAACGAAGGCCAAAUGCAGCCGACUGUGGAAACCACUCGUUGUCUCUGGUCAUGUGCAUUUUCACUUACGAGGGACGCGACUAAGCGCAGUAAAGAAGGUGUUGAGUGUGACUUUGAUCUUCCGCCCCGCCGCCGAUCCGUGGCGUCCAGAUGGUGAGAGGUCGGGGCCCUGUCCUGUCUCGUUCGGAAAAAAGGAUGGCGCUGUCAUUAGCUGGGAGCUGACGGGUGACCUCUCCAGGUCAGUCUGCAGCAGCUCGAAGAUGAUUUGGGUCUCCUGGGAAGUCGCGUUCAGCAAGUAUUUGAAGACGACGGAGAACUCAUCCGCGGAGAAGUCUUCAUUCAAAGGGAACUUGCUGUUGUGUACGGCCUGGAUUGAGAGCGGAUGCGUGUACAGCCAAGCCAUGUAUAUUAUAUUUCCGUGCCCACCUGCACGACACUUCCUUGUCUUUCCAGGAGCCUCUUUCGACACUCCAGAAAUACUUGAGCUGAAAGGAAAAAGUAUAAACGAAACGCAUUUAGUGUGUCCCAGCCAGCUGUCUCCUGUCUCACCCGGCAUCCUAUCCAGUUCUCCAGUCAAGUCUCUCAGAGUCGGCUUUGUCUUCUGGCUGGUCUUCACCAGCAUCUCGAAGCACUCUUGAAACAGGUCGACGUUGAGGCUGCCGGCGGCUUGCGGCACCGCUCGGCGCAUCCUUCUCGCCUUUGCCACAGGGCUGGAAUCUGGGCUGCCGGAUGGGCUGCUGAUGGGGGAGGGCAGCAGCGGCUGCAAUAGGGUAGAAAGGGCGGCGAUGAACUCGUCCUGCAAAAGACGUGGCAACAGACGACACGUCACAUCACAUCACAUCACAUCCAUUGCAUUCAGUCUUGUCCUUUCCUUGUUUAGCGGAGCUUCAGGGACAAUCUUGGCGGUCUUCAGCACCCAGGACUGCAACGCUUCACCAAGCGUGUUGUACAGAUACCGCAGGGCCCGACGAAUCGACCCGAAUACAACAGACUCUGAAGGCACCCACGAAAUACAUUCCCACACGUGGAUUUGCAGGCGCCCUCUGCUCUCACCGAGACUGAGGGCGGUUUUACAGCCUUGCCCCUGUGUGCGCUGAUCGUCUACCCGGAUCGGUCGCUUCCGCUGCGUCCUGUGUUGCCUAGCUUCUCGCAAGGCGGUAGUGAAUUCCUUUGUUCCCAUCUUUCUUGUCUGUGCCUGCAAAUAAAGAAGAGCCAUAAAAAAGGUCUGACUAGUCCCGGUGAAAGUGCUCUUGCCUACCAGGCUAUCCAGAUCCCCUGUCCCGACUCUGCUUGCACUCUGGCCAAGAUGUUGCAGCGACGAUGGUAGUCUUGAAGGCACUCUCGAUAAUGUCCCUUUGGAUGAUGCCAUUCUCGAUAGUGUUCCCUUAGACCUUACCGCCUCCCUUGAAUCGCUCGGCAGUGCAUCAGGCCGCUCUAUUUGCACGUCUUUGGUCGUCGCACGCUCUGCAGGCGGUGCAGGAGGCUCCGUCACCUCCGGCUCCAUAAUGCGAGUCUUCUUUUUCUCGAGGGGUACGGGGGAGGGGCGUCGGGUCGGCGAGUGAUCGGGUGACCGUCUCCUUGCCGCUUUUGGACUGCUUUCGGGCGUCUCGGCUGGUAACAUCUCACCGAGCAAAUCCUUCAUCUGAGCCUCAAACCUUGCAAGUGAGGGAAACCCUCUGUCGCCCAUAAUGCCAACAGUCUUCUUCCUUUCCAGCACCGACCCCUUGGCAGCCCUUGCCUUUCUCGUGGCCAUACCGGGCGGGGUCACCAGCCGGGCUUCGGGCGAGGGAAGAAUGUGAGGCGGGAGCUGCGGCUGGGGCGAGAGCGGCUGGAUUUGGAAGAUGUUGGUCACCCAUGUUGUGGUCUUGGGCAUCAUCUGUUCGCCCUGCUCCGUGUCCUCUAAGCUCAUGUGGAGGUCGGACCGCCGCCGCACCUCACUUUCUCUCCGUUCCUCAGGAGCCUGCUUCUGAGCGAUGGAUGGGUCCAU
This is a messenger RNA of Vitrella brassicaformis, 3900 nucleotides long. The record is from the annotation of a GenBank genome assembly. Lineage: Eukaryota; Vitrellaceae.